Hemicordylus capensis (graceful crag lizard) is the source of this 844-nucleotide messenger RNA. It is a transcript of the gene HOATZ, whose product is annotated as HOATZ cilia and flagella associated protein. The transcript is spliced from 6 exons. Bases 87 to 551 code for a protein of 154 amino acids. The record is from RefSeq and is a predicted model, not a curated record. Gene Ontology annotation, biological process: cilium assembly. Lineage: Eukaryota; Metazoa; Chordata; Lepidosauria; Squamata; Cordylidae.
GCGGCGGGGCUGAUUCGAAGCGCGGCGGCGGCGGGGGGGCUCUCCAAGGCGACGGAGGGAGGGCGCAGGCAGAGCGGGCGCGGAGGAUGGCGGCGCCUCCCCCCCCUCCGCCUCCGCCUCCCUCCUCGCAGACGGCCGCCGCCGGGUCCCCCUGGCCGGCGGGCGCGCUGGUCUUCGCGGGCUGCCGCGAGCAGGACGUGGCGCUGGCCAAGCUCUUCUGGAACUCGGCCACCCUGCAGCCGCCGCUCGAGUCGCGCCUGGGCGGCCCCCAGCUGCUGGGCGAGCCGAGCGACUCCCGGAGGGGCUCCAACGCCCCGCGCCGCUCCCACUUCGACACCUCCCAGAAAAGCGGUCCUAUUUCUGCUCAGUCCUCAUUAAUCACUAGCAGAGAGAGAAUCCAAGAAACUAUUGAUCAACCUGAAAAGAGUGCUGUGAAAGGACCAUACCUUGAGAAGGCCAAGAGGAGAGAGGAAAUACUGGCUUUACUGAGGAAGCAAAGAGAAGAGAGGAUCAUGGUGAGAUUGGAAAGAGGCCAUUUCUCAGCUGCAUAAACCAAAGACCAAGCCACAGGAAUGCAAGAUAAGGAUACCAGAAUCCGACCUUGAGGAUCGAGAAAGUGUAAAGGCAUUACCUUGAACAAUGGCUUGACAAGAGAAGUCUUUAUCCUUCCCCUUCAGAAAUCAGCAGGAUUCCUUGUCCAACUUUCUCCUUAGAAAGCUAGAGGGUGCUUGGGCAACAGCCAAGGGCUUCUUCAGUUUGGCUGGUGAUUGUUUUUGUCUGUUGUGUCUUAUGAACAUGGUAAGAAGAAAUGUUGCAUGCAAUAUAAACUGGUUUUGAAAUACUA